Messenger RNA from Stegastes partitus (bicolor damselfish), 4071 nucleotides. RefSeq names its product cell division control protein 42 homolog. Gene Ontology annotation, biological process: small GTPase-mediated signal transduction. The transcript has 6 exons. The record is from RefSeq and is a predicted model, not a curated record. Bases 75 to 650 code for a protein of 191 amino acids. Gene Ontology annotation, molecular function: GTPase activity; GTP binding. NCBI's taxonomy places the organism in Eukaryota, Metazoa, Chordata, Actinopteri, Pomacentridae.
UUCCGGGGACAUUUACGGGAAGCACCUGAACGCAGCACCACAUUAGCAGCACUCCGGCGGCGGUGAACAGAAAGAUGCAGACUAUAAAGUGUGUGGUGGUUGGUGAUGGUGCAGUGGGAAAGACCUGCCUGCUCAUCUCUUAUACUACCAACAAAUUUCCUUCUGAAUACGUCCCCACGGUGUUUGACAACUAUGCCGUGACAGUGAUGAUUGGUGGGGAGCCAUACACUCUGGGACUGUUUGACACUGCAGGUCAGGAGGACUACGACAGACUGCGACCCCUCAGCUAUCCUCAGACCGAUGUCUUCCUCGUCUGUUUCUCCGUUGUGUCCCCUUCCUCCUUUGAGAACGUCAGAGAGAAGUGGGUACCAGAAAUUUCACACCACUGCCCACGAACACCCUUCCUGCUGGUCGGGACUCAGGUGGAUCUGAGAGAUGAUAGCAACACUCUGGAGAAACUGGCCAAGAACAAACAGCGAGCCCUGACCUGUGAGAGCGGAGAGAAGCUGGCUCGUGAGCUCAAGGCCGUCAAAUAUGUGGAGUGUUCAGCUCUUACGCAGAGAGGACUGAAGAACGUGUUUGACGAGGCCAUCUUGGCAGCUUUGGAGCCUCCAGACAACAAACCCAAGAAGCGCUGCGUCCUGCUAUAGAUGCUACGAGAAGAAGAAGAAGAGGAGGAGGACAAGAUAGAGGAGGAGGAGGAGGUGGAUAGGGAGGUGAUGAACCCAGAUGGGAACAGAGGGAGGGAGAACCGAGGGAGGGGUGGGAGGGUAUGAAGGUGGACGAGGCAGACACAUGUUUAAACAGUGCCUUCAGUCGUAGUGACUUAACUUGGGUGUGGUGUUGGAACAGACAGGCGCUUCAUGUCAACCUAAUAUGACUAACACAUUUGAACAACACUCCUCACUAGCCAGGAAACGGGGUUUUGAUAAUGGGAGGAAGCAGGUUGAGCAGCACAGAGGUUUGAACCUCAGAUGCCUUGAAGACAUAAACAAUGGAUGGAGUCACGUUUACAGCUGAAACUGGCAACCACCUUUGUCUUAAAAUCCUACAAAUCUCUCAAAGUCUCACUGUAUAAAUCAUUAAAGUCUUAAAGCUUAAGAACUGUGUAAAAUGAAUGAAAUCACUUUGGCUUGUAAACUGCUGGUUUACAUUUUGUGAAAUUUGUUUUAAUAACAGAUCUGCUGUUGAUUGGGUUCCUGCACCACGCUGGAAAUAUUUGGAGAAAUAAAAAGUUUUGAAGUGGAUAAAAACAAGUCUGGUCUGCGGUAGAGAAAGUGGCACUACAUCUUCAACCCGUAACACUGCUUCCUGCUUUAGUAGGCCACAUUUCAACCUUAAAAAAAAAAAAGAAAAAAAAACAACUUUGCAAUAUGUUGGGUUUUUUUUUCCUGUCAUUUCCAUGUGCAAACAUACCCACUAAGAUGUUAAAACUAGGCCAGAAGUAAAAUAAACUGUUUCCAGUUUAUUAGGUUAUAAUGCAGCUAUGCACAGUUUUUGGACUGACAGCAAAAGAACGUCCUGGAUAAUUACGUGGGCCAGUGUAGCUGCUUUAAUCACACCACAAUUAAAGAAAAUUCUUGAAAAGCAGGAAGUCUUCCCGAGCUGUUGUCAUUACAUUCACAACUGACCAAAAUAAUUAGAAAAUGGAGUCCGGAUGAAAAGAAGUCAGUGCGACAUCAGUGAUGUUUAUUACCGGAAGUCAAAUGUGGAGCAACAACAUUCCCAUCAGAGCUUCAGCAGUCAGCCGUGUCUGUAACAUGACUUCAUCCAUGUCAAAGGAGACUCACACUGUGGCUACACGGAACGUCAGAAGACUGUCAAACAACUGCUUCCACUUCCACUGUAAUCAAUGUAAACAUAAAAAUUGACCAGUCUUCGAUUUAUCUUUUUUUUAAGCUGUGGCUUUUUCCCACAGAAAUUAAUCAAAGUGUCAAUAUUUCGUCAAACUAAACUACAGAUUUACAGGAAAUCAUAAAAAAACAAUUCAAACAUUUUACUUCAUGAAUUCUUUGGUCAUCUGGCAACAAAUGUGGAAUAAUCACCAAAUUAAGAGUCACAAGGUUUUCACCUGACAAUAGAAACAUGCGAAUGUUUGGCAAACGGAGGCUUUUUCCUCUGCGUCAGAAUUCAGUGUGACUGCAAACACUGGAUCUCGCCAUCAGUGGACAUUAACUCACGUUGACUAAAAUGUAUUAAUAAAUUAACUGCAAUUACUUUGCCACGUGAUUACCAUUAUGAAGAGCCUUAAAACAGAAAGAGAAGUUUAAAUGUCAAGGCUUUUGUUGCGUAGAGAAUAUUUGGUGAGGGUUUUAUCCACCACCAAAGCCAAAUCAUAAAAACUGAUAGUAGCUACAGCAAUGUUCAAUGUUUUGACCACUUGUUUUGUUAACUCAGCAUAACUGGCAUUUUUUGUUCAUCAAAUGAUCAGACUUCUGUCAGAUAAGUUAGCAUAGUUUUAUCAUAUUUACCGUUGCAUAUAGUUACAAGAAAUUCUAAAAUAUAUCAUGAUAGUUAAAUAUGAGAAGUGGCUUCAUCUUGCACCUUUGAACGCACACAAUGAACUUGAAACGCCUUAAUUUCAGCGCAUCACUCCGAUCGUUCCAAAUGAGUGUCAAACCUUUGAAAAUGUGUGAAUUUUCCAGCUCUGUAGAUGCCUUAAGAAACAUUAUUUCCUACUCGAGAUGAUUGCUGCCUUAUCACUUAAGUCAGAUGCUAAAAACAAGUUGACUGUCAAACUGUGUUCCCUCUUUUUGUCUUUAAAUCAACGCAUGUCCUGAAACUUUACACUUUUCUAGUAGAUGUGGCCAAAGACCAAACAGCUGUUGCAUGACCUCCUCACAUAUCUCCUGCUUCUCUCUCCUCCUGACUGGAAACCUCAAGCGCUCGCAGGUGUGUUAGCACCUCCUUGAGGCCUUCAAGGGGAACACCGCUCAGUUUCAAAUGUAGGCCAAAUUAGUGUGUGAGGACAUAAAGAAAGCGUCACAAUUUAGACUUGAAUUCGUAGUGUCAUCAGUUGCACCUUUAGUUAUCUAUAAGCAGCUUCACAGGUUUUAGGAGCUUUUCAGAAAGUGAACGUGUUCCUGUUGCGGGUUGGAUAAGAACAUGCUGCCGUAUCCUUUAGAAAUUGAACGAGUUGCUUUCAGUCAAAUCUCUUUCCAGCAAAAUGAAGAGUAAAAAGUAAAUUUACUCUUGCUAUUAUUUGCUAAAUGAAAAGCUGAUGUGAAGGUGGGAUAACUGAUGAUACAUUAUCAUGUUCUCUAUCACUGAUUCAACCCUUAAACUGAAGGUAUUUCCCAUUAAAAUGAAUUCAGAUUCCACUUUUCUUAUACUUUUUUUCAAUUGUUUUGGAGAUGACAGUUUAUUCUGAUAAUGUAUGGAUGAUUACAAGUAUUAUAGAUAUUUUUUCUUUGCUCCUUUAUUGUUUCUUAGGGGAACAUUAUUGUAGCAUGUUUUUGAACACUUUUUUUGGAGUUUUUAUUUCUUUUCCUUUUUAGAUAUUUUUACUUAUUACUUGACGGUUGAGUGCCAACAGUUGGAUUGAGUAUCGCCGGUCUGGUUUGACAAACUAAAUGAUCCUGAUAAUAAGCUUCUAAUGGCAGAAAAGACAAAAACAUAACAGCUGAAGCAAUAAUUACAGAUGUGGGAAACUGUACUGAAAGAUGAAUGUUGGAAGUGGUGGGUGUUUGGAAAUAAUAAAAACAAUACUUGAAUGUUGUUUCACCUUGACUUGAUCUUAUUUUUAUUAAUCUAAAUUGUAACCACAUUUCUUUCUCAUCUGGUUCCCUUUAUUUUAUUUAUCUGCUGUAGUUUUUUUUUUCUACUCUCUAUUUUAUUCUUUAUGAAAUGCACAACAUUAAGUCCUGCUGCCACAGGGAUAAAGUUGUCAAACGUAGGUCGCUAUAGCAAGUGUUUCUUGAGUUUUUCUUAAGUUUUAUCAUUUAGUUUUAAAAAAGAUCAAUUUAAAAUCUAUGCUUGCCCAUAGCAGAAGACAAGGGGGAUGAUUAGCAUAUUCAAGAACAAAUAAUUUCAAUUGUACAUUUGAUGAAUAAAUUCUCAAAUACUCAAAAA